CGUUUUUCGACGACCAGGCUGACUGCAUCAGAUUCUGACUGUCGGACCGUUUGCGAUCGCAGCAACGUAGCUUACCCACUACACCUGGCAUUAACGAACCGUACAUUCCAUGGAUUAUACGGUGUGCGGAUCCUGAAGUAUUAUCACUCUGCCCAUGAGCGCAGAAACGACGAUGGAAGAGUUGACUGAACAUAGACAAGUUGCUGAAAUAUAUAUUCCGUAUUCAUCAAGAGCACUUCAUAUACAGUUG
This is a messenger RNA of Geodia barretti, 250 nucleotides long. The record is from the annotation of a GenBank genome assembly. NCBI's taxonomy places the organism in Eukaryota, Metazoa, Porifera, Demospongiae, Tetractinellida, Geodiidae.